This is a messenger RNA of Colletotrichum karsti, 1446 nucleotides long. RefSeq names its product FAD binding domain-containing protein. The coding region runs from base 1 to 1446 and encodes 481 amino acids. Gene Ontology annotation, molecular function: Delta24(24-1) sterol reductase activity; FAD binding. The transcript has a single exon. Gene Ontology annotation, cellular component: membrane; cytoplasm. Gene Ontology annotation, biological process: steroid metabolic process. Lineage: Eukaryota; Fungi; Ascomycota; Sordariomycetes; Glomerellales; Glomerellaceae. The record is from RefSeq and is a predicted model, not a curated record.
AUGAACGACCACAAUGAGACCGUGAGGCGCAUCUCUGGGGUCGUCAAAGAGUUCCAUUCCCGCCGGCAGCCGUUCCGGAUCUACCACGGCUCCACCAGCAGCACCCGGCCCGCCCACAACCAGAGUGUCGUCGACAUCAGCGACCUGCGCCAUGUCUUACACAUCGACACCGCCGCGGCGGUCGCCGUCGUCGAGCCCAACGUCUCCAUGGACCAGCUCGUCGCCGCGACCUACCGCUACGGCAUGGUCCCGCCCGUCGUCAUGGAGUUCCCGGGGAUCACUGUCGGCGGCGGCUUCGCCGGAUCCGCCGGGGAGAGCAGCUCGUUUCGCCACGGUUACUUUGAUGAGACGGUAACGUCGGUCGAGAUCGUCCUGGCCACCGGCGAGGUCGUCAAUGCGUCCAAGACGGAGAAUGCGGAUCUCUUCAAGGGUGCGGCCGGGGGCCUGGGCACGCUCGGCAUCGUCACGAAACUGGAGCUGAGGCUGUUGAGGGCGAGGAAAUAUGUGAAGGUCACGUAUCACCCGUACUCGAGGAUUCCGGACGCGAUAGCUGCCAUUCAGCGCGAGACGAAUCUGGCGCACAACGAUUACGUGGAGGGCCUCGUUUAUUCCAGGACGAGCGCUGCGGUUGUGACGGGUCAACUGACGGACGACCUGCCCCCGAAGCACCGGCCGCAGACUUUCAGUAGAUCGAAAGACCCGUGGUUUUACAUACAUGCACGGAAGCGGAUCGCAAAUGCCGUGCCGACCCCGGACUACGUUCCAUUGCAUGACUACCUCUUCCGAUACGACAGGGGCGCGUUCUGGAUGGGCGAGUUGGCCUUCAAGUACUUCGGUUUCGUACCAUUCAAUCGCAUUACCCGGAGAAUUGCGAACCGCCUCAUGGACACCAGGACGCUGUACAAAGCAGGCCUGGGCGGAGGCAGCCGCAUGACCUUUAGAUACAUAAUCCACGACCUGUCGCUGCCGUACUCGACGGUCGAAAGCUUCAUCGACUACGUCGCGGACAACCUCGAGAUCUGGCCCCUGUGGCUCUGUCCGCUGAAAGCCAUAGAAGCCCCCAGUUUCCACCCCUACACGACGGAACCGGGUGGGGCGUCACCCCAGCCGAUGCUCAACGUGGGCGUCUGGGGCCUGUCGUCGAAGAAGAUCGACCGUUUCAUGCGGCAGAACCGAGAUCUGGAGGCGAAGCUAAUGGAGCUCGGCGGGAGGAAAGUGCUCUACUCGCACGCUUACUACACGGAGAAGGAGUUCUGGGAGAUGUACGACAAGGAUUGGUAUACGAAGCUCCGGGAGCGGUACAGCGCCACGAGUUUACCUGAUGUUUACGACAAAGUUACGGUUGAUGUGAGCAAGGAACGGGAAAGGCGGAGUCUGCGCGACAAGAUGGCUGUGAAAUGGCCGUUUGCCGGACUUGUUGGAGUUUGGUCGGCGAUUCGGAAGUGA